Molecule: messenger RNA, 411 nt
Organism: Melampsora larici-populina 98AG31
Lineage: Eukaryota; Fungi; Basidiomycota; Pucciniomycetes; Pucciniales; Melampsoraceae
Exons: 2
Coding region: 1-411 (136 amino acids)
Source: RefSeq, a predicted model, not a curated record
AUGCCUCAACUCACAGCACUCACUCAGUCCGCCUUGAAAUCGCUCCAAAAGAAUCUUUCUAGGCCUUCGAAACCUGAAGCCACCACUUUUAAAAUAAUCAACUUUGCAGGAGAUGAUGACGAAUCAGAUGUUGCAUCAACGGUGAUAUUGACAGAGGAACAAAUCAAACGAGAGCUUUCAGAGACGGUGCCUCGUCAAUCUCCACCUCGUCAAUCACUAUCCCCACCUCGUCGAUCACUUCGCCUCAUGGCUAAGGAAAACAAAGUGUCGAGAAGCCCAUAUAAACGCGACGCAGGGGUCACUAUUCUCAACUCAGACAAAGGACCGAUGAAAGCCCGUUCAGCUAAGAAAUUUGCCACGAAGAAAGGACGAAGGGUAUCCCGCGCGAGAGGAAAAGGCACCUCUUCCUAA